UCAUCGGUCCUCAUUCUUCUUGACCUCUCUGCAGCCUUCGACACAGUGAAUCACAGCAUUCUCUUGUCCACUCUCUCCAACCUUGGAGUAACAGGUUCAGCGUGGCAAUGGAUGGCCUCCUACCUCGAAGGGCGCUCCUACCAAGUGUCAUGGAGGGGAUCCAUAACUCCCCCAUGCACUCUCUCAACCGGUGUUCCUCAGGGCUCUGUACUUGGCCCACUUCUUUUCUCUAUCUACACCCGCUCUCUGGACACACUCAAGUCUCAGCUCGCAUCUCAGCAUGUCUGCGAGAUAUCUCACAAUGGAUGUCAGCUCAUCAUCUACAACUUAAUCCCAGCAAGACAGAGAUGUUGCUCAUUCCCGGAGAUCAGUCUCCAACCCAGGACCUAGUCAUUUCUCUUGAUGACUCCCAGAUCAGACCAUCUGAUAAGGCCUCAGGUAGACAUUUACUCAGGACUCGCCUUUACCCCUGGUUAGAAGUUCAACAGUGAACCACAUCCAUGGCUAACAUCAGUUUGACCUGGGGGGCAGAAUUCGCAAUUCCAACCUCUAAUCACACAGCGGCUGGAUCUCCAGAAGUUGGUCGCUCUGUUGAGCCUUUCUGUUCCCUGUGCUGUUGUGGACUACUGAACCGUACCCUGACUGUAGUGUUCAUGGUCAGCCUGGCCUUUGCCAUCGUUGUGGGCAACGUGGUCACACUGUCAGUUUUCAUGCAGACCCGACAAUCCCGAACACCACAGGGCUACCUCAAAGUAUCUCUGGCCAUAGCAGAUAUGAUGGUUGGAAUUGUGGUGGUGCCAUUUUCUGUUUACACCGAGAUAUCCAUCAUGGUGACCAGCACUCCUCCUGUAUGGUACCACGGUGGACCGACUAUCUUAACAGAUGACCUUUCUAGCCCUUGGCAGCCCUGCAUGCUGAUUGGUCCAGUGUUUGCGGGGAGUACUUUUGUCUCUAUCAGCACCAUCUUUCUUAUGACGCUGGAGCGUAGUGUAGCUAUUUUAUGGCCGUUACACAAGGACACACUGGUGACCCGGAGACGGACACUGCUCCUGAUCUUUGCCUCGUGGACUGGCAGCUUUGUGCUGGCUGUGGCACCCCUCGUCCUAAGCAAAAAGCUUACUUUGGCGUACAAUGAGUGUAGCCGAAUGUGUAACUAUGUCCUAAUUAUUGUUGGCCUUCAGGUUCCUGAUGACUUCAACAUUUUGCUGCUAUUUCCAGCCUUUGACUUCAUACUGUUGGUUGGUACUUUGGCUGUAAACAUUCUAUCUUUUACCAGCAUCUGCCAAAACACCCGUAGGCGAAAGCUCCUCUCAGAGGGCGGUGAAAGACUUGAAGCUAAUGCAGGCAGCUGCACCCACAGACCCUCAUUUUCAGACAUUAAGGCAGCAAAGACCAUCGGCAUCCUUACCUUUGCAUUUACCGCCUGCUUCUCACCUAUUGCUGUCUUUGUGCUGGGUAAUGUGGUAGGCUACACCUGGUGCAACUUCUCCUUCUUCGCCUUUUGGAUCCUAGCAGGUAAUAGCUGCUGUAAUGUAAUCAUCUACAGCAUGAGGGACCAUCGCUUUAGGAAAGGGGUCAGUCUUCUUUUCCACAAGGAUCAUUCACCACCACACUCUGAAAAGAGCUAGCAUGCACCAGCAGAGGACCAGGCACAAAGCUACGCUACCUCUAUACUACUGACCACAAUCACAUAGGAACUGUAUAUUUAUCACAGAGAGUUUUUUUUUUUUUUUAGUGAGAUGUGGGAUUUGAUGUGGGAACUGUCAUACAAAUGGCAAGAAAUUUGUAUUUAUAUUUAUUGUUAAAAUAUGUCAAAUUUCUCAUGCCAUCAACAUAUGUUAGUGUCAGAAGUGUAAGUAGGAAAUUGCACAUUACUUUCAGUAAUUAAUAAAUGUUUUUUGGCACAGAUUAAAUUUUAUCUUGAUCAAAAAUGCUUUACAUAGACAGAUAAAUCAAAACCAUAGAACCGUUCCCAAAAAUGCGCAUGGCAAUGCCUAUUUCAUACAAAAUGUGCAUGUUCAAGUCAGGGAUGUAUUAA
This is a messenger RNA of Trichomycterus rosablanca, 2038 nucleotides long. RefSeq names its product trace amine-associated receptor 13c-like. The record is from RefSeq and is a predicted model, not a curated record. Gene Ontology annotation, molecular function: G protein-coupled serotonin receptor activity; serotonin binding; neurotransmitter receptor activity. Gene Ontology annotation, cellular component: plasma membrane; dendrite. Bases 501 to 1628 code for a protein of 375 amino acids. Gene Ontology annotation, biological process: chemical synaptic transmission; adenylate cyclase-inhibiting serotonin receptor signaling pathway; G protein-coupled receptor signaling pathway, coupled to cyclic nucleotide second messenger. Lineage: Eukaryota; Metazoa; Chordata; Actinopteri; Siluriformes; Trichomycteridae. The transcript has 4 exons.